AUGGAAGUAGUUGGCAACUCUCAUCUUUCCCCUCCACCAUAUCCUUAUCUCUCCCCUCCACCAUUUCCUUCCAAAGGCUCUCCACCUACCUCCAAACCUCCACCAAGCCACCAUUUCUCCCCACGUCCUCCACAACAACCUUCGCCACCGCCGCCUCCACCGCCACGCAAGCUGAAUCCACCACCACCACCACCGCUAACUCCAAAACUCGCACCGCCGCCUCCUCCACUCACUCCACAACCCACCCCACCACUGCCACCACAGCCUGCUCCACCAAGCCCUCCUCAGACUGUUAUUAUCAUAGUGUUCGUUUCACUCGGGGGUCUCUUCUUCCUUGCUUUCCUAGCGACCGCGCUCUUCUGCUUGAUGAAGAAGAAGAAAAAGAAGAUGGUUAAUGAGAAAGAGGCUGUUGAUGUGGAGGACCACAUUCAUGUCCAUGAGACUAUAGUUCAAGGGCCUCAUGGUGAACAGGUGAUUAAUUUAUAUGUGGACGAAGAUAUUAGGGCACAAGAAGUGAGUAAGAAGGAUGAGCUUGUAGUCGCAGGCUCUCAUAUUCCCAGAAUUGUGAAAGAGGGAGGGCCAGGCACUUCUUCUAGUGUCAAUAAGAAGACCUAAAGAAUUUAAAUAUUUGUCAAUAAGAAAACUUCGUGUUAUCAAUCAUUUGUUUGCAACAUGACAGGAUAUUAUAAUAAGCAAACUUAUCACUGUAUUUUUUUU
Molecule: messenger RNA, 717 nt
Organism: Dendrobium catenatum
Lineage: Eukaryota; Viridiplantae; Streptophyta; Magnoliopsida; Asparagales; Orchidaceae
Product: proline-rich receptor-like protein kinase PERK2
Exons: 1
Coding region: 1-615 (204 amino acids)
Biological process (GO): plant-type secondary cell wall biogenesis
Source: RefSeq, a predicted model, not a curated record